GUUCGCUCCUCCGAUAAGCCCGUGAUCAACCAGAUCCCUGAUGAUGACGAUGACGAUGGAGUGGAAGAGGGCGAUUCGCCGACCUACGUGUCACCGGGAGAAGAGGGUAUUCAUGAAGUGGCAAACAGUAUGCCGCCCCACAUGAAGGCCAAGGCCAAGGGCUGCGAGCUUUUUGAUGCGCACCGGGAGUUUCUCACGGAAAAGCGGGGUGGCAAGCGAGAGAGAGGGUCCAAGACGCAGGAGUCCGCUGCCCGGCAGGAUCCGGAAUGGCGACAGUCGCUCCAAGCCAGCAUGAGUAUCCCAAAGAAAGCUUUCGAUCGGCUCAUCAAUGACGUUUUCCAGGACCUGCAAAAGACCGUGGACGAUGAGAUGGAAAACGCAUCCAAAAUGGCAUGCGCUUCAGGUGAUGGUGCCAUCCCCCCUCAUGGUGACAUGAAGAUUUCCAAAGAUGCUCGUGUUUGGGCCCAAGCCGCAAGUGAGGAGUUCGUGGCAUCCGUGUUUUCGGAUUGCACCGUUUUGCGAAAGCAUGCGAAACGAUCAGAGACAGUGUACAAGGCGGAUGUUCAGCUUCUCAUGGGAAUCCGAUCUGGCCGGUUGUUCGAGCAAGUGGCGGAAGAUACGGAGCAAGAAUGCCGGCGUGAUCGUGCAGAGCAGCAGAAGAUCAAAGAAAGCAAGCGUAGCAAAAAACGCGCUGGACCGGAUCCCGAG
Molecule: messenger RNA, 708 nt
Organism: Symbiodinium sp. CCMP2456
Lineage: Eukaryota; Dinophyceae; Suessiales; Symbiodiniaceae
Source: the annotation of a GenBank genome assembly